AUGAUAAAGGAAUGGUUUAAGUAAUUGUAAGAAUAAGGAUAUUUGGAAUAAAGUAAAAAUAAUAGUAUAGUAAAGUUGGAGCAAUAAUUGGAAAUAAAUUUGAUUUGGAAUAGAAUGUUGAAAUAGAUAUGGGUAGAGUUGGCAAGACAAGAGAAUGA
This is a messenger RNA of Paramecium sonneborni, 158 nucleotides long. The record is from the annotation of a GenBank genome assembly. Lineage: Eukaryota; Ciliophora; Oligohymenophorea; Peniculida; Parameciidae.